UCGGAGUCUGUCUUCGGAGCAGGCGGAGUGAAGAGACUUCGAAGAGCCAGCUGCCCGAUUAUUCUAUUUCCCCUCCCUCUCUCCCGCCCCAAAUCUCUCUUCACCCUUCUCCGGCCCUUGCUCGCAUAGCCAUGGCGGAGCCGUCGGCGGCCACUCAGUCACCGUCCAUCUCCUCGUCGUCCUCCGGGGCCGAGCCGUCCGCGCCCGGCGGCGGCGGCGGGAGCCCGGGAGCCUGCCCCGCCCUGGGGGCGAAGAGCUGCGGCUCCUCCUGUGCGGAUUCCUUUGUUUCUUCCUCUUCCUCUCAGCCUGUAUCUCUAUUUUCGACCUCACAAGAAGGAUUGAGCUCUCUUUGCUCUGAUGAGCCACCUUCAGAAAUUAUGACUUCUUCCUUUCUUUCAUCUUCCGAAAUACGUAACACUGACCUUACAACACUACAUGGAGAAAAAAGCGAAGUAUUAAACAGCCAGCCUUUUUUAGCCAAGAAAGGAAAAGACCACUUGGCUCUUCCAGAUAUGAAAAAGAUGGAAAAGCCUCAGGGGACCAGCAGUGACAUAGCGAACUCUACAGUUUCUCUUGCAGCAGGAGUUCAUUGUAACCAUCCUUCCGUUCCAGCCAGUUUCCCAGAGCAUUCUGCUUUUCCUUCAAAGGAAGUUGAUCAAAUAGAAGAGCAAAUAAAUAAAGACCAAGAGUCCAGGAACCCAAAUGAGGUACCGAGUAGAGAGGAUAAAACUGCAUUGGAUGCUAAUGACAGAUUCACUUUGCUAACAGCCCAGAAACCCCCGACUGAGCUGUCUAAGGCAGAAGGCAUUUGUACAUAUUCUUUGUCCCCAUCCAAAGUUUCAGGAGGUGGUGUUAUUGAAAAGGAUUCCCCUGAAUCACCAUUUGAAAUAAUUAUUGACAAAGCAGCAUUUGACAAAGAAUUUAAAGACUCAUAUAAGGAGAACACAAAUGGUUUUGGUAGCUGGUCAGCACACACUGAUGGAGAGUCAUCUGAAGACAUUUCAGAGACUAAUGACAAAGUAUUUCCACUGAGAAAUAAAGAGGCAGGGCGUUACCCAAUCUCUGCAUUGUUCACCAGACAGUUUUCACACACAACUGCAGCUCUGGAAGAGGUGUCUAGAUGUGUGAAUGAUAUGCAUAACUUUACUAAUGAAAUAUUGACUUGGGAUUUGGUUCCUCAAGUGAAACAACAGACUGAUAAAUCUUAUGACCACAUCACAAAAACUACAGGACUUGACAUGAGUAAAUGUAAUUCAGAAAUUCCAGUUGUAAGUCUUAAAACUAACACUCAUCAGAAAAUUCCUGUAUGUUCUAUUAAUGGGAACACUCCCAUCACUAAAUCAACAGGUGAUUGGACAGAAACGUCUCUUCUGCAAGAAAAUGCUAUUGUUGGAAAACCUAUACCAGAUGAUGUCAAUUCCACAAAGGAAGUCAGUAUCAAAGGUGUGCAAGGCAAUGUGCAGAAACCUGAUGGCACGCUUUCAGAGUUACCUGGGCCUCCAUUUGGGAGAUGUGUUUCUUUGGGUUCUGGAAUGGCACCAGUGAAAGCAGAUUUCCCUGAUGACCACCCGAAAGACGAAAUGAACUGGCAGAGCCCUGCAAUGGGAGAAAUCACAGAGGCUAAUAGUUCUGGUGAAUCUGAUGACACAGUAAUAGAGGAUAUUACAGCAGAUAUAUUGUUUGAAAAUAACAAAAUUCAGGCUGAAAAACCAGUUUCCAUUCUAAGUGUGGUUGUAAAAACAAAUGAAAGAGAAAUCAAAGAGAUUCCCAAUGGUAAGAGGGAAAACUUUGAAGAGUUGGUUAGUGACUCUGAGCCACUUCAAGUUCAGCCUGAUAUUCUUGGAAGGAGUCCAGUUGGUGAGGUGGCAUGUUCACAAGUACCCAAUAUGAAUGUCUCGUCAGAAGAUGUAAAUCAGUCAGAUAGCGUGAGUGAAGUUGCUCCCAAAAAGCCUGUUGCAACUGAGAACCCCACACUUUCUUCAAUAGCGUCUCCAAAUGUUUUUAAUGAGAAGGAUUCUGCCUAUUUGGAGUCAUUACAUGGGAAAAAUGUUAAAGAUAUGGAUGAUUCCUCGCCAGAGGACUUGAUAGCAGCCUUUACAGAAACCAGAGAGAAAGGAACAGUAGAUAAAGGUGAAGGAAGCGCCUUUGAAGCAAUAUCAGGGAAGAGGACAGACAUUAAAACAACUCUUCCUGUAGAAAUCUUGCAUGCAAGUGAGUCAGGUGAUUCUGAAAUUAAAGACAUCAAAAGUAAAUACAACGAACAAAGCAAAGAAACAAAUGGAAGUGAGCUUCUGAGUGUGUUCCCUACCCAAGGUUCUCCAGUAGCAUCUUUUGACUUAGAACAGGAACAGCUCACAAUCAAAGCCCUUGAAGAGUUAGGUGAAAGACAGGCUGAGAAGUCACAGCAUGUUUCUGCACAGCAUGAAAUGGAAUCUCCUUCUGAAGAAGUACUCGAGCCAACUUUCUCAUUCACUGCAGAGUCUUGGCCACAAAGAUCAUACAUCCCAGAACAUACAGAUGUCAAGACCGGAUCUGAUCUUGGGAUUUCCAGAAAGCCCCCCACUAUCAAAGAAACUACUAGGGUAGAUAUUUCCAACCUUAGCAAGACUGAACUGGUAAACAAGCAUGUCUUAGCGAGACUUCUGACAGACUUCUCAGUGCAUGAUCUGAUUUUCUGGCGAGAUGCGAAGAAGACUGGAUUUGUCUUUGGCACCACACUGAUCAUGCUGCUUUCCCUGGCAGCUUUCAGUGUCAUCAGUGUGGUUUCUUACCUCAUCCUGGCUCUUCUCUCGGUCACUAUCAGCUUCAGGGUCUACAAAUCUGUCAUCCAGGCUGUACAGAAGUCAGAAGAAGGCCAUCCAUUCAAAGCCUACCUGGAUGUAGACAUUACUCUGUCCUCGGAAGCUUUCCAUAAUUACGUGAACGCUGCCAUGGUGCACAUCAACAGGGCCCUGAAACUCAUUAUUCGUCUGUUUCUGGUGGAAGAUCUGGUUGACUCCUUGAAGCUGGCUGUCUUCAUGUGGCUCAUGACCUAUGUUGGUGCCGUUUUUAAUGGAAUCACCCUUCUGAUUCUUGCCGAACUGCUCAUUUUCAGUGUCCCAAUUGUUUAUGAGAAGUACAAGACCCAGAUUGAUCACUAUGUUGGCAUUGCCCGGGAUCAGACCAAGUCAAUUGUUGAAAAGAUCCAAGCAAAACUCCCUGGAAUCGCCAAAAAAAAGGCAGAAUAAGCAUCUGGAAACCAGAAAUGCAACAGUUACUAAAACACCAUUUAAUAGUUAUAACAUUGUACUUGUACUAUGAAGGAACAUGCUCAGUGUCAGCUUGAGCUUGCAUUCCAAGCUUUUUUUUUUUAAUUUGGUGUUUUCUCCCCUCCUUUCCCUUAACCCUCAGUAUCAAGCACAAGAAUCGCUGGACUUAAAAAAAACUUAGAACCCAAAAUAAUAAAGAAAGAAUCAAAUUCAUAGGAUAAGUCAAUACCUUAAUAGUGGUGGAGCUUUUACCUAUAGCUUGAAAAGGGAAAGAUUGGAGGUAAAAGAGAAAAUAAAAGAUAGAACACCAUCUCUUAGGUCCUUCUAUCGAACUUUCAGGACUAGUCUUACUCAGUUUCCCAUUGUAGUUUUGCCCUUGUUUUUAAAGUUAAAAAAUAAUGAUUAACUUAUGAAGAAAUUAUUUGGGGACAGGAGUGUUUUUCUUUCCUUGGGUUUUUUGCAGCCCUUGGAUCCCAUCUUCCUGCCCCACAAUGUGAGCAGCUACUCCUAAUAUUCCUCUUCUUCACUUAAUGAUAUAACUUUCAACUCUGUGAAUAACUUAGAGGUGACAGUGGUAAUUCCUGAUUCCCAGAAUGCCAUCUGAUUAAAAAAGAAUUGAAACAGAAGUCGGGUCGGAGAGGGAGUUCCAGGAGCACUGCGGUGGCCCUUACUCCACCUAGGGAAGGAAAGCUCCACCAUUUGGGAAGGUGGUUUCUGUGUCUGUUCUCUUGGACACCAGUUCUGAGGAUUAGUUUGAGGACUCAUUCCCGAACGUGCUUUCCUCCCUCUCUUCUGUCCACCUCCCCUCGAGUUUAAUAAAUAUGGUUGUACUUUUCUUAUUAUGAAAUAAAUGUCUGUAACUGCUGUACACUGCUGUAAACUUGUUAGAGAAAAAAAUAAUCUGCAUGUGGGCUCCUCAGUUAUUGAGUUAUUGUAAUCCUAUCUCAGUCUGUGGGGGGGGGGCAUUUUCAAGAAGUGAAGUACAGAAACAUAAAAAGCCUUUAUCUUGAUCUUUUCCCUACAGCUUCCUUUUUCACAUUCUGCAUCUUUAGCCUGUGUUCAUCAUUUUAGCCUAAGGACCAAAGCCAGUCUGGCUUGAGAGAUUGUGUGUGUCUGUGGUUAAAAGACCACAAAUUAGUGUAGGAAAGUGUAUUCUGUGGUUCUUUCGGAGUUUUAACUGCUUUGAGGCUAGCUUAUGGGUGUGUGUUGUUUUGAAGCUUAUUUCAUUUUCAGUCCCAUAAAACGUCCUACAAGCACCUCUGACAUGGUCCAGGGUGCUCCUUUGGAGAGUGUUUUCCAAGAAGUUUUAGGUGAGGGUGACCAGGCAGGGCCAGAUUGUGAUGGGCUCUGUGUACAAUUAAAAGGCAAGAGAACAACUCACACUGACAUCAGGUGGAGGGCAGUUGGGAAGCUUUGAUUCCCACUUGAGGUUAAGCUUCUUCCUCCCCUUCAACAUGAAAAUGUAGCAGACUUGAAAGAAAAGUCAUUUGUGCGCUCAUUCAGGUGUAACUCGGUCAUGAUCAUCCAGAGGGACAUGCACUGGUGAGUUUCAAUAAGGGCCCAAGGUACUGCAGCUGUAGAAAGUAGUGGGAGGAAAUUUGCUUUCCACUUUUUUUUUUUUUUUUUUUUUUUUGGAAAAUUACUUAGGCAUUUGGAGGGGUAAAAGGUACCCUUGCCUUACUCUAUUUUAUUUUCUUAGUCCCCUUUCCUUUUGAAUAUUGUUUAACUGAUUCACUGUUGUAGUAGGAAAUGCAUUCUCCAGUGCCAUCCUUUGCUCUCCCAGGAAGUCAAUGCACUGAUCGUCUUUUUGGGCUUCCCCUCCAAAGGACCUCUUUCUGCACUGGAAGCCUCCACGUCUAGCUCUUUUCUUUUGUUGCUGCUGUGUUUAAAUAAUUGAAGAGAUCUUUGUGCCACGCAGGCAGGAAUUUUUUUGUUUUGUUUUUAAGAAAAACCUAUAGGUGAAACAAUUACUAAUGAAACUGUGUGCGUGUCUGUGCGUGCAACAUAAAAUACAGUAGCACCUAAGGAGCUUUAAUCUUGGUUCCUGUAAAACUGCAAGUCGAUGUGGUAUUAAUAAAAAAA
This is a messenger RNA of Propithecus coquereli (Coquerel's sifaka), 5330 nucleotides long. It is a transcript of the gene RTN3, whose product is annotated as reticulon 3. The transcript has 9 exons. Gene Ontology annotation, biological process: brain development; endoplasmic reticulum tubular network formation; neuron differentiation. The record is from RefSeq and is a predicted model, not a curated record. NCBI's taxonomy places the organism in Eukaryota, Metazoa, Chordata, Mammalia, Primates, Indriidae. Gene Ontology annotation, cellular component: postsynaptic density; neuron projection. Bases 132 to 3227 code for a protein of 1031 amino acids.